Camelina sativa (false flax) is the source of this 1383-nucleotide messenger RNA. RefSeq lists its product as uncharacterized. Lineage: Eukaryota; Viridiplantae; Streptophyta; Magnoliopsida; Brassicales; Brassicaceae. The record is from RefSeq and is a predicted model, not a curated record.
CUUAUCUCACAUUCUUAAAACACGGAAAACAUAACAAAAACCCGUACACACAAUUCCAAAAAUCUCCAAUUUUCGCCAAAAAAGUUUUAAGAUUUAACAAAAAGAACCCUAAACACCAAAUCUUGAUUUAAAUACCUCUCUCUACGCACCUAUUCUAAUCAAAAUCAAAAAUUCAAUUUUUGUUUCCCCUUUUCUUCAUCUUCUUCCUCAUCCUCCUUAAAGUUUCCACCUUUAGCUACCGAAGAGAUAACCCAAAUUCUCGUCGGAAAGUUUUUUUCAUCUUUAUUAUUAUUAUUAUCUCCGGUGGCGUUUGUGAAUGGUGGAAACUAAUACGAACGGUGAUAAUCCUAGGCUCACCCUUUCCACAAAAAGGGAGAGCUUUUACAUCUCUACAGACUCUGUUUUCUCAUUCGGUUCUUGCAAAGAAGGCUGGUACUACCGUUGCAUCGGCCUCGACCCGUGACCCAUCAUCAUCAUCAUUCAUUCAUCCUUUGUUGUAGUAGAUCUUGUUUUUUUUUUUAUAUAUAAUAAAAGAAAAAGGAUGUUGCUUUACAAGAAGAAGAGUCAGAUCGUUAAAGGAAACAGAAUCUUGAUCAGCGUUACGUUUCUUGGUAGUGCUGGUCCGAUCAGGUUCGUUGCUAAUGAAGGUGAUCUCGUCGCAUCUGUGAUUGAUACUGCUUUGAAAUGUUACGCUAAAGAAGGUCGUUUGCCGAUUCUUGCUUCUGAUUUCAAAGAUUUUGUUCUCUAUUGUCCAUUGGUUGGACCUGGAGCUUUGCUUCCAUGGGAGGCAAUAGGGUCGUUGGGAGUGAGGAACUUUAUGUUGUGUAAGAAACCAGAGGAGGAGAAGAAGGUGGAAGGAGACAAUGGAAGAUCGAAUUUUCCGAUUAAUGGAGCUAGAAAAGGAGGAGCUGGUGGAAGAAGCUUUAAGGCUUGGAUUAACAAGUCUUUUAGUCUUAAAGUCUCAACUCAUUAGCUCUCUCUUUUGAAUGUGUGUGCUCACUCAGAUUGGUUCUCUGUUUUUUUUUUUUUUGGUUUUUGUCAUGUUUGAACUUAUGAUUUGUUUUGUUUCUUAUGAUGAAGUUGCUUUCAGGAAAUAAACAAAAGUUUCAAGUUCUUUUGGUAUUUUGUGUUUCAAAUGUGUAUUAUGCAAAAAUUAGUUUUUUUUUUUUCAAAUUUUGAUUAACAGAAAUGUGAAAAUUUCAUUUCGUUUUUUUAGUAUAUUUGAUUAUGCAAAGUGUGUGGUUCAGAGACAACAAGAAAAACAAAAUCAGAAUUUUAACAAGGAAAUCACAACUUUGAUGUAGGCGCAAUUUGUGGAAUUGUUGUUGGAGUAACUUUAUUGGUUAUUGAGACGAGAUAAUAAAAGCGAUUUUGAUUUCUAUC